AUGGACGGCUGAACCCGCGCUCCUGUCCAGGAGGUGGCGAUUAUGUAACACAUCACCAACAAAUGCACUAGAAGAAGACGAGCAGCAGAUCGGAAGUGGCAGUCAGUCGUAGGGCACUCGGUCAUCUGUAAGCUCUCUUGACACAAUGGGACGUCACUUUGGAGAUUUGGCCAAGAUAAGACACAUCAUUACUUACAGCAUUUCACCCUUUGAACAGAGGGCUUUCCCCCACUACUUUUCAAAGGGAAUCCCAAAUGUUUGGAGACGAUUUUCAUCAUCCUUCUUCAAGGUUGCACCUCCAAUGAUUGUGAUGUACCUCACAUACACUUGGGGAAAUCAUGUUCAUGAGCAGAGCAAAAGGAAGAAUACUGCAGACAUUGGAGAUAAGGAGUGAACCAAGUCAAUGUCUCUGUGUUCUAUGUGAAUAAUUUAUAAAUAAAAGGAUGGUAUAGAAUGAAAAAA
This is a messenger RNA of Silurus meridionalis, 462 nucleotides long. RefSeq names its product cytochrome b-c1 complex subunit 8 (gene uqcrq). The record is from RefSeq and is a predicted model, not a curated record. Bases 146 to 394 code for a protein of 82 amino acids. The transcript has 3 exons. NCBI's taxonomy places the organism in Eukaryota, Metazoa, Chordata, Actinopteri, Siluriformes, Siluridae. Gene Ontology annotation, biological process: mitochondrial electron transport, ubiquinol to cytochrome c.